This is a messenger RNA of Oncorhynchus keta (chum salmon), 992 nucleotides long. RefSeq lists its product as uncharacterized. The coding region runs from base 51 to 980 and encodes 309 amino acids. Lineage: Eukaryota; Metazoa; Chordata; Actinopteri; Salmoniformes; Salmonidae. The transcript has 5 exons. The record is from RefSeq and is a predicted model, not a curated record.
GAACUACAGGAGCAGCUCUGUUCUGCAGAGUUAUAAUACAGGUGGUACAGAUGAACUACAGGGGCAGCUCUCUACUGCAGAGAGUUAUAAUACAGGUGGUACAGAUGAACUACAGGAGCAGCUCUGUACUGCAGAGAGUUAUAAUACAGGUGGUACAGAUGAACUACAGGAGCAGCUCUCUACUGCAGAGAGUUAUAAUACAGGUGGUACAGAUGAACUACAGGAGCAGCUCUCUACUGCAGAGAGUUAUAAUACAGGUGGUACAGAUGAACUACAGGAGCAGCUCUGUACUGCAGAGAGUUAUAAUACAGGUGGUACAGAUGAACUACAGGAGCAGCUCUGUACUGCAGAGAGUUAUAAAACAGGUGGUACAGAUGAACUACAGGAGCAGCUCUGUACUGCAGAGAGUUAUAAUACAGGUGGUACAGAUGAACUACAGGAGCAGCUCUGUACUGCAGAGAGUUAUAAAACAGGUGGUACAGAUGAACUACAGGGGCAGCUCUCUACUGCAGAGAGUUAGAAUACAGGUGGUACAGAUGAACUACAGGAUCAGCUCUGUUCUGCAGAGAGUUAUAAUACAGGUGGUACAGAUGAACUACAGGAGCAGCUCUCUACUGCAGAGAGUUAUAAUACAGGUGGUACAGAUGAACUACAGGAGCAGCUCUCUACUGCAGAGAGUUAUAAUACAGGUGGUACAGAUGAACUACAGGAGCAGCUCUCUACUGCAGAGAGUUAUAAUACAGGUGGUACAGAUGAACUACAGGAGCAGCUCUCUACUGCAGAGAGUUAUAAUACAGGUGGUACAGAUGAACUACAGGAGCAGCUCUCUACUGCAGAGAGUUAUAAUACAGGUGGUACAGAUGAACUACAGGAGCAGCUCUCUACUGCAGAGAGUUAUAAUACAGGUGGUACAGAUGAACUACAGGAGCAGCUCUCUACUGCAGAGUUAUAAUACAGGUAGGAGACACACACAACACUAAUGACUGUGGGUA